UUCCUGAGCUGCAGUCCCAGGAUCAGAGCCGGUCUGAGGAACCCUCACAACUUUAACACUCAACUUUAUUUCUUAUCGCUUCCUCAUGGAGGCCCAGCGGUAUCCCAUCAGCGUGCGUUUAAUUGGAGUCAUGCACAAGGAGAAGAGCAAAAUGUACAUGACCUCCGUGCUUUGGUCAGACCAGAGUGAUAUUGUAGUUUACAGGACUAAUCCGGAAUUUAAGAAAAUGCAUAAACUAAUGAAGAAAGCUUUCCCACCUGCAAGUAAAAUGAAACAAUCCGACAGAAUCAUCCCCAGAUAUCGAGACAGAAGGCUGAGAAGCGGCGGCCGGGAGAAAGGUCCCACCAGGUCUCUGCUGCGACUCAAGUUUCUGCAGAAAUAUUGUAAUGCACUUCUGAGCUGCGACCCGAGGGUCUGCCAGUCGGCAGACCUGAUCCAGUUCUUCCACCCCAAAGACCAGGACCUGCAGCCGGAGUUUGCCCAGAACAGCAUCAUGAUCAUGCCAGCAGAGGAUGAAAUGAUCAGAGAUGCAGGACAGGGUCAGGGCGUGGGGAACGUGACCCAGCCGUUUGUCACCGAGACGUACAGGUGUGUGGCUCCUUACGAGACCAAAGACACCAAGAACAAGCCUUUCAAAGUGGCGCUGGACGAAAAAGUCGAUGUUCUCAUCAAAGACAAAGCAGGGUGGUGGCUUGUGGAGAAUGAAAGCAAGAAGAUGGCCUGGUUCCCUGCCCCCUACCUGGAUAAACUGGAGGAUGACGAUGAGGCUGAGGAUGAAGAUGAAAUAGAUGGGAAUUCUGAAAGAGGAAUGCUAUACAAUGCAGUCAAGAACUACAAGGCCACCAAGGAUGACGAGAUAACCGUGGCCAUCGGUGCUGUGGUGGAAGUCCUGCAGAAGUCUGACAACGGCUGGUGGCUCGUCAGAUAUAAUGGUAAAGCAGGCUACAUCCCCAUCAUGUACUUGAAGCCCUACAAACGCCCUCAUAUCCGCAUGAUAGCCACCAAUCAAGAUCGCGGCAACUCUUCCCCGAACCAACUAAUGCCGCCCCUGGAUCAGCAGUCCAAAGGUCUCAGCCUCUCUCAAGGCAACCUGCUGCAACUUCCUGCCAGAUCUUCCACACCCAAGCUGCAACCACCACUCCUACAGCAGAGGUCAAAAUCUGUUGAUAUCCACCCUUAUCAUCCUCCUGCUCCGUCUGCAGCAAGCAUUACUUCUUCCACCGACGUUGACACCUCCCCCACGACCCCAAAGCCUUUCCCUUUGCCCAAAAUCAAGGUGGAGAUGGACGGAGUCUCGCCUCGUCCCCUGAGCCUGCAGGCCGACAGCGAGGGGAGUCUGAGCGACAGCAGCAGCUUCAGCGAUGACCUCGACAGUUCCUGGGCGAGCUCCUCGUCCUUCAACCUGAGCCAAAGCUACAACGAACAGGAGCUGCGUCUCAGCCGUACGCCUCCCCCCGUGUUGAGCAACCGCCUCAGCCCGACAAGUGGCCUAGAGGGGAAAAUGCCCCCCAGUGUCUCUGAUCCCAACCUCUACAAGGGUCCGACAACACCUAAAGUGCCCCCCAGACCGCGGGCCCAGGAGAUCCUCACCCGCUGUACCACUGUCACCCGCAAGAACGCAGCCAGGGGCGGCCUGUCGCUCACACAGACUGAGAUAUUAAGUCGAUGAAUGCAUGUGUUCAGAAUGUAAUGACUACGAGGCAAAGUAUCAGUUGUAUUGAGGUGACUGUGGGAACAUUUAGUACCUGUGAAGCUCUGCCAGCACAUUUGGUUCCUGCUGAGUUUGUUUUCAUAGGAAUAUUAGUUGUCAAACAGUCUUGUUGUGGUUGGCAUGAUCUUUGAAGAUUGAUUGUGUACAUGUACACACAUAGACAAAGGCAUUCAGCAUAAGCAGAAAAUAUAUUAACAAAAUGAUGAAUCUGUAAACACUUAACAUUCAUAACGCCCUAAUUAACUCUGUUUUGAAUGAUUUAUUUUCCAUACUGGAAACCUUGUAUGUGCCGAGUGCACAGAGAGAAAGGGAAAGAGAUGUGUUCUUGUGUCUGCAGCAAAAAUAAAUAUGUAUCUGAAUUAUGAACAGUAUGUGCGCAUUUUCCUGGUCAAGCCUGUUCACAGCUAAAUGAACUUGUAUAUAGUAAUAGGUUGUGUCAAUAACACAGAAUAUACUGACCAUGUAAAUCUUGAGUGUAUUUUCUUGUUACAAAAAAGCUUGGAAAAAAUAAAAAUAUUUUGGGUUAA
Trematomus bernacchii (emerald rockcod) is the source of this 2238-nucleotide messenger RNA. RefSeq names its product NADPH oxidase organizer 1-like. Gene Ontology annotation, biological process: superoxide anion generation. Bases 86 to 1669 code for a protein of 527 amino acids. NCBI's taxonomy places the organism in Eukaryota, Metazoa, Chordata, Actinopteri, Perciformes, Nototheniidae. The record is from RefSeq and is a predicted model, not a curated record. Gene Ontology annotation, molecular function: protein binding; superoxide-generating NADPH oxidase activator activity; phosphatidylinositol binding. The transcript is spliced from 8 exons.